Messenger RNA from Solanum stenotomum, 1149 nucleotides. Its product is annotated as putative F-box/LRR-repeat protein At3g18150. Gene Ontology annotation, molecular function: protein binding. Lineage: Eukaryota; Viridiplantae; Streptophyta; Magnoliopsida; Solanales; Solanaceae. The transcript has 3 exons. The record is from RefSeq and is a predicted model, not a curated record. Bases 1 to 1149 code for a protein of 382 amino acids.
AUGGCGGAGCAACACCAGUCCCCAAAAGCCCAAUAUUCACCUCAGCAAACAGAGGCAGAGGUAAAAGCUGGAAUUGAUUGGAUCAGUGCGUUGCCAGACUCUCUUUUUCUUCAAAUUAUUUCUAUGCUUCCCAUGAUCGACGCCUGCACAACAACUAUUCUCUCUAAACGUUGGCAAUGCCUCAGGACUUGUAUCCAUAACCUCAAUUGUUAUCGCUCAAAAACUAGUUGGUCUGAUGAAAAGUUUAUUUCAUUCAUGGACAAUGCACUACCUCUUCUUACCUCAUCUAACAUUAAAAAGUUCACUCUACAGUUCAUAUCUGAACUUGCUCUAUCAAACUAUACUUCCAAACUUGACAAAUGGAUUCAAAUUGCAUUGAAGAAAAAAGUGGAGCAUCUUGACAUAGAUGUAUGGUAUUUGGAUAGUGAUUCAUAUAGCUUGCCACAGAAACUUUGCAGCAAUUCAUCACUUGUAAAACUAAAUUGCAAGGAUUGCAGAAUACCAGAAGAUCGUAUACUCAAUUGGACAUCCCUAAAGAGUUUAACGCUAUCAUCGAUGCUUCUCAGUGAGGAACACAUUGAACAAAUAACAUCAAAUUGUCGUCACCUGGAAUCAUUGAAGUUGUGUGGCUUUUGUGGUUUUCAUCGUUUUUAUUUAACCUCCCCAAAAUGUAAGAGUCUCGAAUUGAUUGAUCACAUACAUCAUGUCUACUAUAUCAGGUGUGAUUGUUACUUUGAAAUUGUUGCUCCAUAUGUCCAACAUUUAAAGAUUUCAGGGGAUAUUAAUGGUGUGGAAAUUAGGCCCGGUGACCUCUCGUCUUUGAUCCACAUUGAUCUUACUUACCGUAGAUUAGAUGACGUAAUUGACAAAAGCAUAGUGAAAGAUCAUUUUACAAGAGUAGCUUGUGCUAAUGAGCUAAUCAUCUCAUCCUUGCAUAUCGAGUGGAGCCCCUUCAUAGAGGAUGACACGACAGAGCUAACUGAAUUGAUGAAGUGUUUGCUUGAGCAUGCAAAAAAUCUGGAGAAACUGAUUAUAAUUCGGGAGGACAGUGAUUAUUCAGAAAGUAUUGAUAGUUUGUUAGCUCUUCCCAGAGUUUCUAAUUGUACUGUUGUUGUUUCCUUAGAAUUGGUUGCUGGUGUUGAGUGCUGA